UUAGCUGUGACCAGAAAGCACUUGAAGACUUUACCAACAUGGAAGAACAGUCUGUGGCAGUUGUUGCGCUGAUCCUUGUUGUUGGGUGCUUCUCCGUCGACACCACAGCUCCUACAACACUGCGACUUGUCAAUCUGAUGUAUCGCCAUGGCGACCGCACUCCAUACACCACUUACCCCAACAACCCCCACUCCAUGAAUACUACCUGGCCCCAGGGACUCCAGUGGCUGACAACUGAUGGAAUGGCACAACUCUACUCUCUUGGUCGCUUCCUCCGACGUCGCUACUCCGGGUUUCUUAGCAACAAGUACAUGCACACAGAGAUCACCGUGGAGAGCUCGGACGUGGACAGGUGUCUGAUGUCUGCCUACUCCAACCUGGCCGGUCUGUACCCUCCAAGUGGGGACCAAGUGUGGAACAGCAACAUCCCCUGGCAGCCCAUCCCCGUCCACACCAGGCCCAAGGUGGAAGAUAAUAUGUUGGCUCUACACAAGCCGUGCCCCAAGUAUGACAUGUUGUAUGAUCUACGCUUCAGCUCCCCACAAGUACACCGGGUAGAACGCGAGAACAAGGGUUUCUUUCGUUUUUUGGAGGAGAAGUCAGGUCUUACUCCAGUGUCGUUUAAGAAUCUGUGGGAGAUCUCCGACACUCUGUUUUGUGAGAAAAACCACAACGUCACAUUGCCUAGCUGGGUAAACUCCACAAUCUACCAGAAGCUGCGGGAGUUUGAGGCUGUGGGCUAUGAUCUUCUCUACAAUGGUACUAUCGAAGCCCGUCUUAAUGGAGGUCCUCUUUUAAAGAAAUGGAUCGAACUGGCACAACGGAAACUCAGUUCCAAGAGUUACACCACCAAGAUGAACAUGUUCUCCGCCCAUGACUCAACCACCGUGGCGCUCCUCUGCGCUCUCCGAGUCCACAACCACCUCAACCCACCCUACUCCUCCGCCGUCCUCAUGGAGCUGCACGAGACAGGGGCCGGGGUCUUCCACGUGGAGCUGUACUACAGGAAUGUGUCAUCCACAGACCCUAAUGAUGACACACAGCCUAAUCAACUCACCAUCCCAGGUUGUACGUCCCAGUGCCCGCUGACCAACUUUGUGUCCCUCACCAAAGACAUGGUUCCCACAGACUGGGACGCCGAGUGCGCCGCCUCCAACACAGAUCCCAUCAUCGGAAGGCGUCGGGGCAAGGCCAGUCGCACCAGGACAUAUGGACCAUAUUGACCACUUGGCCAUGUGGGACUGUUGAACACUGCAAUACACUCGCAUUGGCAGCAUCACGGAACACAUGCACAUAUUGUAUUGGAAACAUACGUUCAGGAAUAAAUCGCCCGAUGCUGA
Messenger RNA from Haliotis rufescens (red abalone), 1340 nucleotides. Its product is annotated as lysosomal acid phosphatase-like. Gene Ontology annotation, molecular function: phosphatase activity. Gene Ontology annotation, biological process: dephosphorylation. The transcript has 11 exons. The record is from RefSeq and is a predicted model, not a curated record. Lineage: Eukaryota; Metazoa; Mollusca; Gastropoda; Lepetellida; Haliotidae. The coding region runs from base 39 to 1223 and encodes 394 amino acids.